AGAGGUGAGAUUAGAUUAAAUCCGAGUCGCGGGCAGAGUUCGUUCAAACCACGGUCGUUCGUUUAAAUUAUUCGGAGAAAAGUGAGGAAAAUGCUGUGCGGAGUACGAGGUGUGUUGCGCGCUAGGCAGGUGGCGGGCGUGCUGUGCCGGACGGCGGCGUCCGAGGUGGGACGGCCGCUCACGGCGGACACGAUGCUAACCGACAAGUACGAGAAGAAACGCACGCAGGCCAAGCCGUUCGCCAAGGAGCUGUUCCUCGGCAGGGUCGACUGCGACCUGUUCGCCUACCCCGAAGUGCUCGACCCUGAGCGGCUGCAGACCCUGAACGAGAUGGUGGCGCCGAUCGAGAAGUUCUUCAACGAGCGGCUCGACUCGCGUGCCAUCGACCGGGAGGCUAAGAUCCCUCCAGAGGUGCUGAAUGCCCUCAAGGAGAUGGGCCUCUUCGGCCAGCAGAUCCCCGAGGAGUUCGGCGGGCUGGGUCUCAACGCCACCGAGUUCGCCCGCAUCGCUGAGGUGACCGCCCUGGACGGCUCGGUGGCCGUCACCCUCGCCGCCCACCAGUCCAUCGGCCUCAAGGGGCUGCUGAUCUGCGGCACGGAGGAGCAAAAGCGCAAGUACCUGCCGCGGCUAGCCACCGGCGAGUGGGUGGCCGCGUUCUGCUUGACGGAGCCGAGCAGCGGCUCCGACGCCGCCUCCAUCCAGACGCGGGCCACGCUGGACAAGGACGGCAAGACGUGGCGUCUGAACGGCGGCAAAAUCUGGAUCAGCAACGGCGGCAUCGCCGACUUCUUCACCGUCUUCGCCAAGACGGAGCAGUUCGACGAGAUGGGUCAAAAGGUGGACAAGGUGACGGCGUUCGUGGUCGAGCGAGGCUUUGGUGGAAUCACCUCCGGAAAGCCCGAGGACAAACUCGGCAUUCGCGGCUCCAACACCACCGAGGUGCACUUUGACAACACGCCCAUCCCCAUGGAAAAUGUCCUCGGCGAGGUUGGCGGGGGAUUCAAGGUGGCGAUGAAUAUUUUGAACAGCGGCCGAUUCAGCAUGGGCAGCUCUUCAGCGGGCGUGCUGAAGAAGCUGAUUAAGCUGGUGACAACGCACGCGACCGAGCGCAAGCAGUUCGGCAAGCAGCUGAAGGAAUUCGGCUUGAUCAAAGAGAAGGUGGCCAAGCUGAGUUUGGACGUGUACGCCAUGGAGAGCAUGGCUUACAUGACCGCCGGCAUCCUCGACCUCUACGACAACCCCGACUGCGCCAUGGAGGCCGCCAUGGUCAAGGUCUACAGCUCCGAAGCCGCCUGGACGGGAGUCAGUGAAUGCCUGCAAAUUCUAGGUGGUCUGGGCUACAUGAAAGACUACCCUUAUGAGCGCUACCUGCGGGACUCGCGAAUCAUGAUGAUCUUCGAGGGCACCAACGAGAUCCUGCGCAUCUUUAUCUCUGUACUCGGGCUGCAGCACGCGGGCGCCGAGCUGCAAGAGACGGUGCGAAAGGCGCGCAACCCUCUACUCUACCCCGGCUACACGUACCGGCUGCUGCGGACGCAAUUCCGCCACAAAAUGGACUCGCCCAAGAUGAACCUGCGUCUCAAGGGCUUCACGCACCCGUCUUUGGAGGCGGCCACCAACAACGUUGAGUACUGCGUGUUGCGUCUGCAGUACGCGACCAUGAUGGUGCUGCAGCGGUACGGCAAGGACGUGAUCGACGCACAGCUCGAGUUGCGACGCAUCGCCGACAUUGCCAUCAAUGUGUACGCGGCGUUCGCGUCCGUGUCGCGCGCCUCACGCUCCUAUUGCAUCGGCUUGCACAAUGCAGAGUACGAAUUGGUGCUUGCACAUACAGUCACCUUGAAAACGCUUGCGCUGGUAAGGCAGUACGUUGGGGAACUCGAGGCCGGGCCCCUCAACGGACUUGACCAGGCACACAUGGACAUUGGGAAGAAGGUCUUUGAAAAGGGAGGUUAUUACGCCGCCCACCCGCUCAGCAAGAACUUUGUAUGAUUCCUUUUUUAAAUGUAUGCUGGUUAUUUUUUGUUACUGCAUCGCAAGAAAGGCUGAAUAAAGGAUAGUAAGUUAUUCAGUUAUCAAAA
Cloeon dipterum is the source of this 2081-nucleotide messenger RNA. RefSeq names its product complex I assembly factor ACAD9, mitochondrial-like. Lineage: Eukaryota; Metazoa; Arthropoda; Insecta; Ephemeroptera; Baetidae. Bases 91 to 1992 code for a protein of 633 amino acids. Gene Ontology annotation, molecular function: acyl-CoA dehydrogenase activity; flavin adenine dinucleotide binding. The transcript is spliced from 4 exons. The record is from RefSeq and is a predicted model, not a curated record.